Messenger RNA from Sorex fumeus (smoky shrew), 2658 nucleotides. It is a transcript of the gene POLK, whose product is annotated as DNA polymerase kappa. The record is from RefSeq and is a predicted model, not a curated record. Gene Ontology annotation, cellular component: nucleus. NCBI's taxonomy places the organism in Eukaryota, Metazoa, Chordata, Mammalia, Eulipotyphla, Soricidae. Gene Ontology annotation, biological process: error-prone translesion synthesis. Gene Ontology annotation, molecular function: DNA-directed DNA polymerase activity; damaged DNA binding. The transcript has 14 exons. The coding region runs from base 6 to 2603 and encodes 865 amino acids.
UUACCAUGGAAAACACAAAGGAGAACAACAGUUAUAAAGAUGACCUUCUGCUUAGGAUGGGACUUAAUGAUAAUAAAGCUGGAAUGGAAGGAUUAGACAAAGAGAAAAUUAAUAAAAUUAUAAUGGAAGCCACAAAGGGGUCCAGAUAUUAUGAAAAUGAGCUCAAGAAAGAAAAACAAGUCAACAAACGAAUUGAAAAUUUAAUGCAACAAAAAGCUCAAAUUACCAACCAACAGCUAAGGAAAGCACAAUUACAGGUUGACAGAUUUGCGAUGGAAUUAGAACAGAACCGGGAUCUGAGCAAUACCAUCGUGCACAUUGAUAUGGAUGCUUUCUACGCAGCUGUAGAAAUGAGGGACAACCCAGAACUGAAGGACAAACCUAUUGCUGUGGGAUCGAUGAGUAUGUUGUCUACAUCAAAUUACCAUGCAAGAAGAUUUGGUGUUCGUGCUGCUAUGCCAGGAUUUAUUGCUAGAAGACUCUGCCCACAGCUUAUUAUAGUACCCCCAAACUUUGACAAAUACCAAGCUGUGAGUAGAGAGGUUAAAGAAAUACUCGCUGAUUAUGAUCCCAAUUUUAUGGCUAUGAGUCUUGAUGAAGCAUAUUUGAAUAUAACAAAACACUUACAGGAAAGACAAAAUUGGCCAGAGGACAAAAGGAAAUGUUUCAUCAAGACAGCGAACUCUCUAGAAAAUGAUAAACCAGGAAACGAUGUUCAUAAAUUGAGUGAGCAUGAAGGAUCCAUCUCUCCACUGCUUUUUGAAGAUAGUCCUCCUGAUUUGCAGCCCCCAGGAAGUUCUUUACAAGGAAACUCUGAAGAACAAAAUGCUCAGCUACAUCAAAACUCAGUUGUUUUUGGAACAUCAGCUGAGGAAGUGGUCAAGGAAAUUCGUUUCAGAAUUGAGCAAAAAACAACUCUGACUGCCAGCGCAGGAAUUGCCCCAAAUACAAUGCUAGCAAAAAUAUGCAGUGAUAAGAGAAAACCAAAUGGACAGUACCAAAUUCUCCCUACCAGGCAAGCUGUGAUGGACUUCAUCAGGGAUUUACCCAUUAGGAAGGUUUCUGGAAUAGGAAAAGUUACAGAGAAAAUGUUGAAGGCCCUUGGAGUUACUACUUGUACAGAACUCUACCAACAGAGAGCAUUACUUUCUCUCCUUUUCUCUGAAACAUCUUGGCAUUAUUUUCUUCACAUUGCCUUGGGUCUAGGUUCUACAAACCUGGCAAGGGAUGGAGAGAGGAAAAGCAUGAGUGUUGAAAGGACAUUCAGUGAGAUAAGUAAAGCAGAAGAACAGUACAGUUUGUGCAGAGAUCUUUGUGGUGAACUUGCUCAAGAUCUGCAAAAAGAAGGCCUGAAGGGGAGAACUGUUACCAUUAAGCUGAAGAAUGUGAAUUUUGAAGUAAAGACCCGUGCAUCUACCAUUUCAUCUGUUGUUUCUACCUCAGAAGAAAUAUUUGCUAUUGCCAAGGAAUUGUUAAGAACAGAAAUUGAUGCUGAUUUUCCACAUCCCUUAAGAUUAAGACUUAUGGGUGUGCGGGUCUCCGGCUUUCCCAGUGAAGAAGACAAGAAACACCAACAAAGAAGCAUUAUUGGCUUCUUACAGACUGGCAGUCAAGCCUUGCCAUCCACUGGGUGUUUACUAGAGAAAACAAACAAAGAAAAGUUUCUAAAACCUCCAGAAAUGUCUCCCAAGAAGAGUUUCUUUGAUAAAAAGAGAUCAGAAAGAGCAUGUGGCAACCAAGACACACUUAAAUGUGACAACACUGUGGAUAAACAAAGUUUACAGACAUCACGGUCUUUCCAAGUUCUAAAGAAGAAGAAGAGUGAGAACUUAGAAACAUCAGAUAAUUCAGAUAACUGUCAGCUAUUUACCUGCCCUAUUUGCUUUAAGGAGCAAGGAGGCUAUAGCCUGGAAGCCUUUAAUAAACAUGUAGAUGCAUGUCUUGAUGGAUCCUCAAUCAGUGAAAACUCAGAAAUAUUCUCAUGCACACAUGCUCCCACCACAGAAAUGAACAAAAGAGAACAGAUAAAUCAUUCCAACAAGAGGCAGGAUUUUGAGACCCAUCAGAAAACUACAGAAAUUACUUCAGUAGAUGUUAUCAAUUUGGUAGAGACUGUAGGUAGCCCAUCCAAAGUAGAAAUUUUCGAUGCUGUAAAUAAUAAAAGCAGCGUGGAGGAAUGUUCUAAUCUUCCAUGUAGAUCAUCUAAUAUUGAACUCUGUCACCAGAAUUCAUCUUGUACAGUUUCAUUGGAAAAUGAAGAUACCAAGUCCUUAAGUAGGCAAGAACCCCUCCAACCAUAUGAAAUAACAAACCACCCCCUGGUAUGUCCAGUUUGUAACCUAGAACAAGAGACUUCAGAUCUUACCCUGUUCAAUGUACAUGUAGACGUUUGCUUAAACAAAAGCAUUAUCCAGGAACUAAAAAAGGAUGAAGAUAAACCAACUAACCAGUCCAUGGGAAGCAUCAAACAUACUGGUAACUCAGGCAGAAUACACAAGGCUAUAACAAAAACAAAAAGGUCUGGAUUGGUGGCAAAGAAUGCAGCUUCUAAGAAGGCACAAGCAAAUAACCCCCAAAACACCUUGGAUGUAUUUUUUAAAUGAAUAUUGACCAAUUCAUGAUUCAUCUUUAAUUGAAAAUUUCUAUUUUUUUAAUUAG